GCAGCGGUGAGCUCUUGAACGCAGCCCGAGCAGGAAGCAGUUCACAGCAGCGGCCGGAUGAUCUGUGAGGAGGCAGGAACAACAAAGAGGAGAAAGUACCCGGGUUUUAACCACCUCCGCCACACAAAUACAACAAAUUGUCGACUCUUCCUGGCAGGGUGAUACAGGUUGGUUUGCAUGUGAGGACAAACGUCGGCCGAGCCAACCAUGGCGAACAAUGCAGAGGAUAUUGAAAACAACAUGGACCAACAGCAGACUAAUACAGUCCCAGAACCCCCUCAGGAGGCCAGUGUGACCAGAGCGAGGUCAAGGGGAGGUUCAGGAGCUGGAGGAGGAGGAGGUGAUCGAGGAGGAGGAGGAGGAGGUGGUGACGCUGGAGGCAACAGUAGCAGCCCGGAGCAGAACGGGCAGCCUCCCGCCGCUCGUCCUCCGCUGGUGGUGGAGACCGAGGAGGACGAGGAUGAAGAGCUGACCUUGAAAUACGGCGCCAAGCACGUCAUCAUGCUGUUCGUCCCCGUGACGCUCUGCAUGGUGGUCGUCGUGGCGACCAUAAAGUCUGUCAGCUUCUACACGCAGAAUGACGGCCAGAGACUGAUCUACACACCGUUUCCUGAAGACACAGACACAGUAGCACAAAGAGCAUUAAACUCCAUCCUGAACGCCACCAUCAUGAUCACUGUGAUCAUCGUCAUGACUCUGGUGCUGGUGCUGUUAUACAAGUACCGCUGCUACAAGGUGAUCCAAGGCUGGCUCUUCCUCUCCUCCCUCCUCCUGCUCUUCUUCUUUUCCUACAUCUACCUCAAAGAGGUUUUCAAGACCUACAACGUGGCCAUGGACUACUUCACCCUGGCCAUAAUAAUUUGGAACUUUGGCGUCGUGGGCAUGAUGUGCAUCCACUGGAAAGGACCUCUGCGGCUCCAGCAGGCCUACCUCAUCAUGAUCAGCGCCCUCAUGGCCCUGGUUUUCAUCAAGUACCUGCCAGAGUGGACCGCCUGGCUCAUAUUGGCCGUCAUCUCCGUCUACGAUCUGCUGGCGGUUCUUUGUCCCAAAGGGCCUCUGAGGAUCCUGGUGGAGACGGCUCAGGAGAGGAACGAACCCAUCUUCCCAGCUCUCAUCUAUUCUUCUACGAUGGUUUGGCUCGUCAACAUGGCCGACACCGACAGGCCGAAGAGGAACUCCACAGAAGCAGCUUCGCCCCAACAAGAGACUCAACAAGCGCCGAUAGCGUCUCCGACCCCCUCGAGUCCGUCUCAGGACGACGGAGGAUUCACCUCCAACUGGAUCAGCAACCAGGAGCACCAGCUGGGACCGAUGCAGUCCACCGAGGAGACCCGACGGGAGAUCCAGCAGAUGCCCUCCGCCCGACCUCCGCCUGAAGACGACGACGAGGAGCGGGGCGUCAAGCUGGGCCUCGGAGACUUCAUCUUCUACAGCAUGCUGGUGGGAAAGGCGUCAGCCACGGCCAGCGGCGACUGGAACACCACGCUCGCCUGCUUCGUAGCCAUCCUCAUUGGCCUGUGUCUGACCCUGCUGCUGCUCGCCAUCUUCAAGAAAGCCCUGCCCGCUCUGCCCAUCUCCAUCUUUUUCGGCCUGGUCUUCUACUUCGCCACAGACAAUCUGGUACAGCCCUUCAUGGACAAGCUGGCACUACACCAGUUCUACAUUUAGCAGGACGCUGCCCCGAUAACCCUCACCCACAUAGCUCUCUGGCCAACAACACGAGAGCGGUCCCAUGGCAGCCGGAGGAACAAAAGGUCGAUGCCGGGGCCCCUCCCGUCCCCACAUCCCCUCCUAAGACCUCCUGAUGCCGGGACACACCAUGUUCUUUUUCUUGGUUUUUUUUUUUUUUUUUGUAGUUGUUGCUCUGCCUUUCUUUCUGGCACCAAGGGAGGGUUUUUUCCCCCGACGACGGUUAAAUAAACGUUUUAAUUCAGUUUUAAAACCAAGAAGCGACGUUUCUCGCUCGACUCGGGGCCCCGUCUUCGAUCUAAGCGGGAACAUUUUUACCGUUUAAUUAUCCAGGGAAGCUUCAGCGCCCCUGCUUCACAUCCACAAACACCGUCCUGGGGCUUUACAGCAGGUGCCUUGCUCAGGGACACCUUGGCGGUAGCUGUUGAGCAAAGGGAGGUAAUUUUUCAUGAACUCCCCCUUUCGAAGACUUAAUUAAACAUCUUUCAUCACAUGCGAGCUACAACCGCCCCCCCCUAAGAUGACAAAAGCCUUCAUACACGAGACUAACGGACACUGGACGGUGAUGAUAAUAGAUAGAAAUGUGUAGUUUGAUUGUGUUUGAGAUGUCAGUCACCGGAGUGUGCUUUCCUCACUGCUGGUAGGAGUGUUUUUUCUUCACUUUAGACACUAAAUUCAAAGCUCUGAUGGACGAGUUACACCCACGAAGACGGACGCUUUCAUCACGCAGGAGGAUUUUACUCUCCAGGACUGAAUUGUGAGUGUUGUUGUGACACCGAAUCAUCACCCUUGAAGUUUUAAAUCACGUUGGAAUUCACGGCUCUGAGAGGGAGGGAGGAGCUCAAACGCUCACCUGUCAGCCGCCAGCAGUUCUGCUGGGGCAGUUGGAGGUUCAGUGCCUUGCUCAAGGGCAUUUCAGUAGUUGUUGUUGUCGUUACUGUGGGACAGAAACGUGCUUUUCAUUCUAUUCCCCCCCCCGACCGUAAUUUUUUGAUUUCUUUCUCUCUCGACCUGUCCAGUGAUUGUAACCUGUGAUCAUUCGGUCACAAAGUCUGAACCUUUAGGCUACAGCUGCCCUCAUGACGCUCGCCUGGUGCUGUUUGGAUCUAUGCUACAUCAAACACGAAUACUGUUGUGUUUUUGGGUUUUUUUUCCCCACGAUUAUGCAGAAGAGGAACUUUGUAUUUUUUGAGAUACGACGGUUAAGUGUUAACUGCGUUCCUGCUAAAAAUCAGAAAACUGAAACGGUUCAUUCGGUUAUUAUCAAUGAGGGAAUAGAUGUAGUUGAAUUUGAUACUUGAAUUUGCGAACAUUUUUUGGGGAAAUCUCCAUUUACGAAGCGCAAAAAGCUGAACCGACAUUUAAAUCUCGUUCAAAAGAAACCAAAACAUUUUAAAUCAAGGUUUGUGAGAGAGACUGUAGAGGACCAGCUGCACUCUUCUGUUGUUGCACUCGAGCUUCAUGCUUGCAGAUAAAAGAAUCCAAGAGGGAACAAAAUAAUGAUAUUUGUUCUGAGACUCUGGUUUUUUUUUUUUUCUUGUUCCCUUUUUGUUUUUAGGGAAUAUGUUGGGUGACUGGCUUUUUUCUGUCCUUUACAUGCAUAUGUGUGUUAUGCAAGGUUAUUCUGAUUCAGAUUUUGUUCUUUUUUUAAUAAACAAUGAAACUGAAAA
Molecule: messenger RNA, 3359 nt
Organism: Amphiprion ocellaris (clown anemonefish)
Lineage: Eukaryota; Metazoa; Chordata; Actinopteri; Pomacentridae
Gene: psen1
Product: presenilin 1
Exons: 11
Coding region: 208-1668 (486 amino acids)
Biological process (GO): amyloid precursor protein catabolic process; Notch receptor processing; calcium ion transport
Cellular component (GO): dendritic shaft; endoplasmic reticulum; cell cortex
Molecular function (GO): cadherin binding; aspartic endopeptidase activity, intramembrane cleaving; beta-catenin binding
Source: RefSeq, a predicted model, not a curated record